GUUGCGGGGGUGAAAUCUCGCGACAGUUCUUGUGAGAGCGCAGUAGGAUUUUCAUCAUGGCAGGCAGUAAGUUGGUACUAGAGGGCAGAAUAAGUAUAAAAGGCUUUAUUUUAGGACUUAGCGUGAUAAUAAUUCCCUUGAUCAGAACCCUGUUUGGACAUCUCGACUGGGUCUUUGAUUAUCUCACAGAAACAUCUGGAAAAAUAGCAAUUUCAAUCCAUAUCGCUGUCGUCAACGGCCUUUUGCUAAUCAUUUAUAGUGGACCUGUGUACAAGGUUGCUGUGAGAGCCUGCUUUCUUGGUGUUACGUUUGGCUGUGGCUUAAUCAUAAGCUUUUCCCAGACCACGUGGACACAUUUUGGCUGGUACAUGUGCUCUCUGUCAUUCUUCCACUAUUCGGAGUACCUGGUGACGGCCAUCAUCAACCCUCGCAGCUUGUCGCUGGACUCCUUCCUGCUCAACCACAGUGUGGAGUAUACACUGGCUGCAGUCUCAUCAUGGCUGGAGUUCACUGUGGAGAAGCUCAUUGUUCCAGAGCUGAAACAACUGAACUGGCUGAGUGUGGUGGGCCUGCUGAUGGUGCUGGGGGGGGAAAGCCUACGGAAGGCAGCCAUGUUGACGGCUGGCUCCAACUUCAACCACAUAGUACAGAAUGAGAAGGCCCAGAGCCAUGUGUUAGUCACCAGCGGGGUAUACUCCUACUUCAGACACCCCUCGUAUGUAGGCUGGUUCUACUGGAGCAUAGGAACACAGGUCAUGUUGUGUAACCCGGUGUGCAUACUUGGCUACACAUUAGCCAGCUGGCGCUUCUUCCGCGAGCGGAUUGAAGAGGAAGAGCUUUCCCUCAUCCAUUUCUUCGGGGAGGACUAUGUGGAGUACAAGAAGAAGGUUUCCACUGGGCUGCCCUUGAUUUCAGGCAUCCGUGUCAACUAGACUGUGGAGAUGAGUGCUGGACAUACUGGACUUGAAGCACUAAAGCAAGGCUGCCCUUGUCAGCAUUUGGCAUUUGCCAUCAUGGCUACUAUCCAAGGGGUAUAAUCGUGUAGCUCACUGAGCCCUGAAACUCAUUGCCAGAGAUCUUGACAGCCAUGGUUAUGGCAAGUGACUGGGCUGCCGUUCCUCUACCAAGCUCUUCUGCUGAAAUGACACCAAGUCUAAUUAGAAAGACGAGACAACUUCUAGUGUAGUACUUGCUCUCAUUCCACCUAUUUUAGUUGUGUUUUCUCCUUCUGAAUAUUUCAGUGAGGCUUAGUAUGUUUACACAUGACAUCUGACUUGUUACGUUUCAGGGUGCUACUGAGUACUCAUAGCAAAGCCCUUUGGGAUCUUACUUUUAUGUAAAUCACUUCAGCAAGAAAACAAAUGUUUUUUUCCUCAUUUAUUUUAAGUAAAUGUGUUUUAAGUGCUCAGAGAUUGACAUUUGAAUUUAAUAGGUAGCAUGUUUUUGGUCAAUACAGUGAUCAAUAUUUGGAGGGAGAAGUCACAGAUAGCCAAUAUAUUGUGCUGAUAUUCAGUAUAUUUAAACUAUUUAAACUGUUUUCAUGCAAAAUUUCAGUAUUUUUGGUUAAUUUUAUUCCCAAUAUAACAAAUUUGUUUUUUGGGUUAGCAGCUCUUAAAGCAAGGUGACCCAUCACACCAUUUCUGUGAUAAGGGAAACCCUUGGUUACUUUUAAAUUAAGAAUUAAUUUAAAGAUUAUGAACCUAUAAAAUGUGCAAAGAAAGUAAAGGUCAUGCAAGGUUUUACAUGUCUGUGUAGCUGUGGCCUGGGAUAAGACGACAACAUGACUGGCCUGAUGUCAGUGAAACCCUAAAAUUCAGAAUUCUGCUCCUUACUGAGGUCUUGCGUUCCAGCGUCAUUUUGCAUUAUAAUCUGCCCCAUAAAAUUUGUCUACGCAGACUAAAUUAAUACAAUCGCAAAUGACUCACCCUCGGUUCAUGAAAAGCCUUUGUUUAGCCAUUGAAAUGGUGGAUCCUCACCGUUAAUUACUUUUCAUUUUGUGGUAAGUAAGGCAUGUUUCGGUACACAAGGGCAUGAUCAAUUAUGGAAGGUUGUAGAUCUUCAGGUUCCUGUCCUGAGUAGGAACAGUCGGCAGCGGGACGUCCUGGAUGUGAAGUCGUGCCCGUUAACAUCCAAACAUUAACCCUAGUCUUAACCUUUUCCUUGACUGGGUAGUUCAUCCUACUAUCACCUGUACCUCAUUAUUUUAUAGUUCCCUCAUCUUGAGUUUGUGCUGCCCACAAAACCAUCAGCUCAUUGGGGUCUUCAGGCACCUUAUCUUGAAACGGUAGCUAACAUCUUGUCAUUUCUGUUGCUGUUAGUUCAUACGUUGUAUUUUUGUCUUUGGUUCCUUCAUGUUCACUAAAAGGUGGUUUUUAUGGGCAGAGGGGUUGUGAGAAGACUGACUGACUGCUGCUCUCUCAGUUCCAUCUGAGUGGCUUCACUAAUGCUGUAAAGCACUCUUCUAUCCCUGUCUGUCUUUUCUCUCUUGAUUUUAUUUAUUUAUUUAGUUGUUGUUUUUUUUGUUUUUUUUGAAAGAUUGUUCAGGUCAUGAAUAACUACAGGAGCAAAGACGAUCUGUCACUAAUCCCGCUGACUACAUAAUAUAAAUACACUCAGCGGCCACUUGAUUAGCACCUGCUCAAUCUAAUACAAUCCAAGACAACUGCUCUGCCAUAAAGUUUCCUUGUCUGAUGGCUAUAAUGUAUUUAAAUAGGCAGGACAACAAAAUAGAAACACUUCUAAAUAUAAUGUAGUCCAGUACAAGACCUCUGCAAACUACAACCUCAAUAAUAAACAGAUUUUAAUUGACACAUUCUGCAUGUUCUGUCAACACAAACUGAACAUGAUAAACUUUGUUAAAAGGUAGAAUUGAUGGCAGAGCUGCUGAGCUGAGCUGCAUCAGACUGUGCAGGUGGAGCUGAGGAAGUGGCCACUGAGUGUGUAUGGGAAUGCACCUGCUUUUUGGAGAUAUUACAGACUGUCAGUUCAUCUGUUACAUGAUAGGAGCAUUGUCAUCAAGAUCAUCUACAGUAUGUGUUCCUAGUAGAUCACAGGCUCAGGAGUUCAAUGCUAACACUUAAACACACACUAUGCUUUGUGACUAUCAAAAAGAGCAUGUAGCGCCUCAGCACAGGGCCACAGCCAGCCCUGCUUUUGAUAGAGGACAUUUGGUAUGGAAUAGGAUGGAAUACCUCUUUACACAUGAAUCUGAACUAUUUAUUAAAUAGUAGUAAUGAGUGAAGUAGAGCAAACAAUUCAGGUUAAGCUUUGUUUGCUAGGGUAGGAUGUGAUAACUGGCUUGUUAUUUGACUGUUAUUUUUAGUUUUUUAAAAUUUAUUUCAUUUAUGUCUAAGGCAAGUCCCCAUAAUUUGACUUAAUUUAUACAGAGUAAUUUUAUAUACCUCAGAUAAUGCAAGGUCUCUGUUUCAGUAUGUUUCUAAUAAUAUAGGUUCAGUAUUUCUGUCACCUCAAAGGGGCACCAGUAGUUUGACCUAAUUGGCAAGAUUUUUUUUUUUUUUUUUCAGUCAAUGCCAUUUCCGGUGUAAGGAGUCGGUGUAGUGUGUGUUGGCUUGUCUGUGAGUUGCAUGUUAAAGGCCACCACGUGGGUCCACACCACUCGCACUUUAAAGGCAACUCCAUUCUUCACACAAGGCAUGCUCACGCAAGAGACACUAAUGUCUGCUCAGUGGCUCAUGGUUAAGGAAGGCCCAUUGAAUGAAUAUUGCUAGUGACGGAUUAUUGACACAAUUCAGCAAGUAAACUCAUGCCACCUCUCCAAAGGUCAAGGCAUUUUUUUUAAUAUCCCUCUAAUAUCAUAUUACCUUUAUUUCCCUCAUGUGGAAAAACUAUGUAAAGCCUCUGAAACCUACGGAAGUUAACCUAAAUAUGAAAACUUUGUAAGCCAGCCUCUUGUGUAGGCCAACAGCUUGCCUUUGUUUGGGGUGGGUAACAUGCCUGAAAGUUAGCAGUUAGCCGUGGGGAGCGCUUGAUAACUUGGAAAACAUGCAAACUAGUUCAUGGAUCAGCAUAGCCAAGCAAAUCUUUAAGAAAAUGUUUUGUUUCUACUAAAGACAUUUUUGGAGUGUACAAGACUGUAAAUGAAGUGCAGUAUCUGUUAAAGGCACCCAUUUCAAGUUCGAGACACAUUGAAUCCUGGGGUGCACCGUGACUAAUGCUUAGGCUAUUCCUAAAACAGGCCUAUCACCUUUUGACAACAGUCACUUCAUAAUACUCAGUGAAUUUAAUACAGGCCUAAGUCAUUAUGUGUAUUGAUCCUUAGAUGGGCUAGGUGCUGUAUGCACAACAGAGUGUGGAUCCCCGACCCGGGCCCGCUGGGUCCUAGGUCAGGGAUCCUCUGCUGCACAACACCAGGACAUGUGUCACAAGUAUUUUAAUGGUGAUGAGGUCAAAUGUGGCAGUUUGAUGCAGACUGUGGGGAAGACAGCGCAAACCUCUGCACACGUUAAACUCUAAGCCUAAAGGGGCGGUCAAAUGACAUUGGAUUCAUCAUGGGGUUGCAUGGGGUUGGGGGGGGGCUGUUGGCCAUAACUAGUGUGGGUAUAGCAGGAAAUAUGUCCAGGUUCACCAAGGCUGUACCUUUGUUUGGAUCAGGAAGACGACAUUUCUCUGCAGAAGGACAUGAGCUCUGUUUUCCGUCUGAAAUGAAAUGACUGGAACAUGAAGGACCAGUGGGACCAAAUAAAUAACCAAAGGUAUUUCACACAUUUGCACUUGUUAAAUUGGAGCGACAAAUAAAACAUCUUGAAUCAUCUUGAAUCUCAUUGUCAAAAAUGUCCAGCAACAGGUCAUACAGAAGAAGUGACAUGCCAACAGCCUGUCAGUGUCACACGGGACGCUUCGGCGUCUGUGCUCUCAACAUGCAGCAGCUCAGCCGAUCAGUGGGAAAGUUUACCAAACACUCAACGUGUUCUGUUAUUACAGUUGAAAAAUAUGUGCGAGUGCGAGUGUGUGUUGGGGUGAGUCAAUUUAUGAGUUAAAACUGACUAAGUUGUAGCAGUGCACUGUAUAAGGUAAGACACUGGAUCAGUAAGGUAUUAGCAGAUGAAUUUACUUUUGUAAGCAUGGCACACCUGAGCUUACUAUUAUGUAUGUUGCACUUUUACUGUAACUUUCAUUGCAUAUACAAGAAUUUGAUCACAGACUGAUUAAGUGAAAGGUUCAGGUAUUUACUGUGCAUUUAUUCACCACACAAUUUUUUCUGAAUUGAGCACAACUAUUGUGUUAAAAAAAAAAAAUAAAGGCAUUUCUUCCAAAUGCA
This is a messenger RNA of Myripristis murdjan (pinecone soldierfish), 5278 nucleotides long. It is a transcript of the gene icmt, whose product is annotated as isoprenylcysteine carboxyl methyltransferase. Gene Ontology annotation, cellular component: membrane; endoplasmic reticulum. The record is from RefSeq and is a predicted model, not a curated record. Lineage: Eukaryota; Metazoa; Chordata; Actinopteri; Holocentriformes; Holocentridae. The coding region runs from base 57 to 932 and encodes 291 amino acids. The transcript is spliced from 5 exons. Gene Ontology annotation, biological process: C-terminal protein methylation. Gene Ontology annotation, molecular function: protein C-terminal S-isoprenylcysteine carboxyl O-methyltransferase activity.